AUGGUGCUGAUAAUGAUAUCAAAAAGAAAGAAAAUGCUACUGGCUAAGAAUGUUAAUCUAAAUAAAAUUAUAAGUAAAAGAUAUAUCACUACUGGAAUCCCUUUUGAUAAUAACGCCAAGACCACUGAUAAUUAUAACAACGAUACUAUCAAUAACGAUAACAAUACACCUUCUACUAACAAUGAUAGCGGUAGCUUUGCUAGUAAGUAUAUACAUUGGACUCCAUCUAAUAUAACAUCAGGAAUGUUAAGAUUAGAUUUAUACAAAAUACCAAGUUACAUUGGUCAUUGUUCUAGUAGAAUUAACAGAUUAUACAAUGAAGAUAGAUACUCUUUUUCACUGUUAAAAUAUGCAUCUAAUUAUAAAAGGGCUGUUACAAACACCAAAAAUAGUCCUACCUUUUUAAAUAUUAAUAUAUUUGAUGGUCAUGGUGGUUCAAACGUCAGUACCUGGUUGUCUAAGCAUUUACAUGAGAAGCUGGUUCAAACAAUUCCCAAUAAAAAAACUUUCUACAGUAUACUUAAACAAUAUUGUCUGAAAUAUCCUCAUAGUGAUUAUUGGCUCAACAUUUAUGAAAAUAGAGAGGCAUAUUAUAAGCGGUUUAUUCGAACUUGUUCAACUAAAAAAGAGGAUGUUUUAUAUAAUGGUAGCAGGAUGAUUUUCGAUAAAUUUGGAAACAUUAUUGAUAAAACUAGUUUGUUAUCAGAUUUGGAUAGAUUAAGAAUAUUUCAGACUUACUUGGAAGUUGAUCUAAAAGAUUGUAUAGUUUAUGAAAACUGUGGGUCCACAGCAAGCAGUAUUUUUUUAACACCUUAUGCAGAAUAUGAACAGUACACUAAACCAUCAUCAUUGGAUGAUAAUAAUAGUAGUAAUAAUAAUAAUAAUAAUAAUAAUGUUGAUGAUUUUAACAAUGAUUUUUUAUUAACCUCACAAAGUCUAAUGAAGUUAUGUGUGGUACAGGUUGGUGAUUGUAAAGUUAUAUUAUGUGAUAAACAUGGAGUAGCACAUUCCUUAACUCAAAUACAUCAUGCCAAUUCUCCAAGAGAAACUGCCAGAUUAAAUAGUUCCAAGCUAUCCAUUACAGAUUCCUUUGGAGAAACAAGGUUUUUGGAUAUGUUCGCAAACACAAGGAGUUUUGGUGAUUCUAAGGGUAAAGAAAUGGGGUUAAGUUGUGAGCCUGAUAUAUAUUCGUACUUGAUUGGUAACACAAGUAAACUACCUCAUCAAGAAAAGUCAAAGUUACAGUUUGGCGGUGAUGAAUGUUUUAUUUGCAUGGUUACUGAUGGGGUUACUGAUCUAAUGGAUGAUCAAGAAAUCAUCGAUUUAAUAACAUCUACUGUCAAUAUGAGAGGUUUGAAAAAAGCAACGCCUCAACUGGUUUGUGAAGAAGUUAUUAAAUACAUAUCAGCCAUUAGUGGUAAAGAUGCAGACAAUGCUACCUGUUUAGUUUAUCGAUUAAGCAAUUGGGGAAAUUGGCCUGUGAUAGAUAGGACAGGUGCCUUACGAGAAGAGAAAUUAUUGAAUACUAAUCAGGCCGAAUUAAGAGAAUAA
This is a messenger RNA of Saccharomycodes ludwigii, 1551 nucleotides long. RefSeq names its product type 2C protein phosphatase PTC6 (gene PTC6). Lineage: Eukaryota; Fungi; Ascomycota; Saccharomycetes; Saccharomycodales; Saccharomycodaceae. Gene Ontology annotation, biological process: protein dephosphorylation. The coding region runs from base 1 to 1551 and encodes 516 amino acids. Gene Ontology annotation, molecular function: protein serine/threonine phosphatase activity. The transcript has a single exon. The record is from RefSeq and is a predicted model, not a curated record.